Molecule: messenger RNA, 1610 nt
Organism: Ictidomys tridecemlineatus (thirteen-lined ground squirrel)
Lineage: Eukaryota; Metazoa; Chordata; Mammalia; Rodentia; Sciuridae
Source: RefSeq, a predicted model, not a curated record
CCCAGGCCUUCGUUGGCCUGGAUAAGGGCAUUGCGCAAUUUGGCACCUGUGGUGUUUUUUUAUCUGAAGUAUUUGCUAGCGGGUACCCAGGGAACACGGGGUUGUAGGCCAAGGACAGGAAGAAUGGGAUGUCAAAGGAAGUGCUAUCGAUGUGCAAGAAAGUCUGUAAAAACGAUAAUAUGAAGAAAAAGCCCCCACCCGGCACGCGUGAUCUCCCCAGGAGACGUGGCACCUUUGGUUCCCACGGGAGGGCGGGUGCGCGCGGGCGGCUGGAUAACCUUGGCGUGCGGAGGGCGGACCUGGGGACUCCGGGCCCCGGGGAAGUAGGCGAAAGGUCGGGGGCGGGGCCUCGCGGGCCCCGUCGGGAGUCGGCCCUGGAUCCCUGAGCUCGCUGCACCAGAAACAUCCGCCUCCGGGACCGACUUGCAGCCAUGGCCCUGCUCCGAGGUGUGUUUAUUGUUGCUGCUAAGCGAACACCCUUUGGGGCUUAUGGAGGUCUUUUGAAAGAUUUCACGGCUACAGACUUGAGUGAGUUUGCUGCCAAGGCUGCCUUGUCUGCUGGCAAAGUCCCACCUGAAACUAUUGACAGUGUCAUUGUAGGCAAUGUCAUGCAGAGUUCUUCAGAUGCUAUAUACCUGGCAAGACAUGUUGGUCUGCGAGUGGGAGUUCCAGAAGAGGCCCCAGCUCUCACUGUCAAUAGGCUCUGUGGCUCUGGCUUCCAAUCCAUUGUGAAUGGAUGUCAGGAAAUUUGUGCUAAAGAUGCUGAAGUUGUCCUUUGUGGAGGAACUGAAAGCAUGAGCCAAUCUCCCUACUAUGUCAGAAACAUUCGUUUUGGAACCAAGUUAGGAACAGAUAUCAAGUUGGAAGAUUCUCUGUGGGCAGGAUUAACAGAUCAACAUGUUCAACUCACCAUGGGACUUACUGCAGAGAAUCUUGCUGUAAAACAUAAAAUAAGCAGAGAAGAAUGUGACAAAUAUGCCCUUCAGUCACAGCAGAGGUGGAAAGCUGCUAAUGAUGCUGGCUUCUUUAAUGAGGAAAUGGUACCAAUUGAGGUGAAAACAAAGAAAGGAAAACAGACAAUGCAAGUGGAUGAGCAUGCCCGGCCCCAAACGACUCUGGAGCAGUUAAAUAAACUUCCUCCAGUGUUCAAGAAAGAAGGCACUGUCACUGCCGGGAAUGCAUCGGGAGUAUCUGAUGGUGCUGGAGCUGUUAUCAUAGCUAGUGAAGAUGCUGUUAAAAAACAUAACUUCACACCACUGGCAAGAAUUGUGGGCUACUUUGCAUCUGGAUGUGAUCCCUCUAUCAUGGGUAUUGGCCCUGUCCCUGCUAUUAAUGGAGCACUGAAGAAAACAGGACUGAGUCUUAAGGACAUGGAUUUGGUAGAGGUGAAUGAAGCCUUUGCUCCCCAGUAUUUGGCUGUUGAGAAGAGUUUGAGUCUUGACCCAAGUAAGACUAAUGUGAAUGGAGGAGCCAUUGCUUUGGGUCACCCAUUGGGAGGAUCUGGAUCAAGAAUAACUGCACACCUGGUUCAUGAAUUAAGGUACUUGCUAGAAAUUGCUGCUUUUGGGAUGACUAUUUUUAAUGGAAAUGUAUAAAUUUAGGUUUCCUCA